Hypomesus transpacificus is the source of this 7798-nucleotide messenger RNA. RefSeq names its product kinesin family member 26Ab (gene kif26ab). Gene Ontology annotation, molecular function: ATP binding; microtubule binding; microtubule motor activity. NCBI's taxonomy places the organism in Eukaryota, Metazoa, Chordata, Actinopteri, Osmeriformes, Osmeridae. The record is from RefSeq and is a predicted model, not a curated record. Bases 1 to 5910 code for a protein of 1969 amino acids. The transcript has 16 exons. Gene Ontology annotation, biological process: microtubule-based movement.
AUGGCCAUGAGGCCAUCCAGACGGUCCACGCCCCCUCGCCGCCCCCAGGCCACGCCCCCCUCGCCGCCCCUGGGCCACACCCUCUGUACGCCAGCGCCGGCCUCCUCCGCUCUCUCAGCCCAGCCCUCCCGGCUCACCUUCUCCCCCUCCGGCCCCCAGGGCCCCCAGGGCCCCCAGGGCCCCCAGGGCCCCCAGGGCCCCCGAGCCCAGCAGCUGCUCCCCCUGGGGGACAGGAGACGGGGGCUGGGCUGGCCCCAGGGCUGCGCUGGCUCCUCGGGACCCAACACCAGUGUCCAGGUAACGGUUGGCGGAGGACAGCUGUCGGGGUCCCUGGGCUCGGUCACCAUCCAGGCCCAGCAGUACCUGGAGGGCAUGUGGAGCAUCUCAAGAGUCAACAACUUCCUCCCCCAGCCCAGCCCGGUCCGAUGUCUUCUGGGGGAGCCGGAGAGGGGUGCGGCCAUGUUGGAGACGUCCGUCAUCAGUAGCCCAGCCAGCUUCCUGUCGACUCCCAGAUACAGGAGCCCUGGACAGCCUGGCUACACCCCAACACACACCUCCACACACACACCUCCACACACCUCCACACACAGCAACACACACACCUCCACAUACAGCAACACACCCACCUCCACACACACACCCACCUCCACACACACACCCACACACCCCUCCACACACCCCUCCGACCAGAGCGCAUCAGCUGCUGCCUCCUUCUUCAUCAGAGCGGCCCAGAAGCUGAACUUGUCGUCGAAGCGUAAGAAGCAGCUCGUGCCGCAGCCCCGCCCCCAGGAGCCCUCCCUCUACCCCACUACCUUCAGCAGCACUCUGCAGCUGUCACCCCCGCCCGCACCACCAUGCCUGCUCCGCGCUAUGUCCAAGGUCAAGGAGAACCCAGGGAUGGGGAAGGUCAAGGUGAUGAUGCGGAUCUGCCCCCCCCAUGACGACUCGUCCGAGUCCGUGUCCUUCCUGAAGGUGGACGCUAGGAAGAAGCAGCUGACCCUGUACGACCCCGCGGCCACGCCCCACGCCAGCGCCGGACUCAGGAGGGCCGCCACCGUGGCCGUCCCCAAGAUCUUCGCCUUCGACGCCGUGUUUCCCCAGGACGCCUCGCAAGCGGAGGUGUGCUCGGGGACUGUGGCGGAGGUCAUCCAGUCGGUGGUGAACGGAGCGGACGGCUGCAUCUUCUGCUUCGGUCACGUCAGGCUAGGCAAGACCUACACCAUGAUCGGUAAGGAUGGCUCCGCCCAGGGCCUGGGCGUGGCUCCCUGUGCCAUCUCCUGGCUCUUCAAGCUCAUCAGCGAGAGGAAGGAGAAGACGGGCACCCGCUUCUCGCUGCGCGUGUCGGCCGUGGAGAUCAGUGGGAGGGACGAGCAGCUGACCGACCUGCUGGCCGAGGUGUCCAGCGGCAGCCUGCAGGACGGCCAGUCCCCGGGCGUCUACCUAAGGGAGGACCCCAUCUAUGGUACCCAGCUCCAGAACCAGAGUGAGCUUCGUGCCCCCACGGCCGAGAAGGCUGCCUUCUUCCUGGACGCCGCCAUCGCAGCGCGCAGCACCAGCCGGCCGGACGCAGACGAGGAGGACAGACGGAACUCCCACAUGCUGUUCACCCUCCACGUCUACCAGUACCGCAUGGAGAAGAGCGGCAAGGGAGGAAUGUCAGGCUGUGAAGGUAUAAGCUCACCUGGUUCCUCCUCAUCCUCAGUGUCAGGCUGUGGAGGUAUAAACUCACCUGGUUCCUCCUCAUCCUCAGUGUCAGGCUGUGAAGUGUCAGGAGGAAGGAGUAGGCUUCACCUCCUGGAUCUGGGCAGCUGUGAGAAGGUCCCCAGCAGGAGUAGGGACGCGGGCGGAGGGCAGUGUCUGUCGCUCACCGCACUCGGCAACGUCAUCAUGGCCCUCACCAACGGAGCCAAGCACGUACCUUACAGGGACAGCAAACUGACGAUGUUGCUGAGAGACUCGCUGGGGAACAUCAACUGCAGGACGACUAUGAUCGCCCACAUCUCUGACUCCCCUGCCUGCUACGCCGACUCGCUCUCCACCAUCCAGCUGGCCUCUCGCAUCCACCGCAUGAGGAAGAAGAAGUCCAAGUAUGCAUCCAGUUCCUCCGGAGGCGAGAGCUCCUGUGAGGAGGGGAGGAUCCGCCGCCCCCCCCACCUCCGGCCCUUCCACCCCCGGACGGUGGCCCUGGACCCCGACCUCCCCCCCCUCCUCAGUGACCCUGACUACUCCUCCAGCAGCGAGCAGUCGUGCGACACCGUCAUCUACGUGGGCCCCGGCGGCUCCGCCGUCUCCGACCGCGAGCUGAGCGACAACGAAGGGCCGCCGGUGUUCGUCCCCAUCAUCCCCUCCCUGAACCGGAGGAGGGGCGGCAGGGACUCCCCGCUGGACAGAGAACACUUCUUCAAGUGCAACACGUUUGCCGAGCUGCAGGAGCGUCUGGAGUGCAUCGACGGCAGCGAGGAGCCCAAGGCCUUCGUGGGAGAGGGGCGGGGCAACCAGGCCAGUCCCAACAUGGACGGCGGGAAAAGCAAAGAAGGGCCUGGCUCCGUUUCCCCGAAGACCGGAGCGAAGGUGUCCUCCAGCUCGCAGGAGAGCAUCUCACCCAAGCCCUCUCCUAAACACACGGCUGCUUCCCAGUCGGCCGGCAGCCCCGGCCUCAAAGCCAAACUGGAACAUUCUGAGCGGCAGGGCGGCCCCCCGGAGAGAGCGCCGUCGGAGAACGCGUGCAGAACCAGCGCUGACGGUGAGAAGGUGAUGGCUCCAGACAGCAGAGCCAGCCCCAGCAAGCAGGUCGCCCCCACUCCCAACCCAGAGCCAGUGGUGAGGGAGAAGGUCUAUUUCAACAAGAAGCCCUUACCCAAGCCGGCUCCUCCUCCCCCGCAGCCGAGAGACACCCCCUGGGGGAACGGAGAGGCGGAAGAGAGUUCCACCACCAGAAUGCCCCCCGUCGGAAUGAGCCACCAGGUUGUGAAGCAGGGGGAUUCUGGGGCCCAUCCCAGCGGCCCUAUGGAGGUGUGCCGCCUGAGAGACCGCUGCCUGAACAGGGACGCCCUCAGAGCCACCGUCACCCUGCAACAGCCCGUGGAGCUGAACGGGGAGGACGAGCUGGUGUUCACCGUGGUGGAGGAGCUGUCCAUUGGGGGCCUGGUAGACGGCGGAGGUCGCCCCACCAGCAUCGUCAGCUUCAGCAGCGACUGCUCCCUGCAGGCGCUGGCCUCCGGCUCCAGGCCCGUCAGCAUCAUCAGCAGCAUCAACGACGAGUUUGACGCCUACACGGCCUCCUUCGGGGGGUCGGAGGUCAACGCGGGGAAGGUCACGCCCCUCGGGGAGGACGUGUUCGUGAGCGUGGGCAGCAGGGGCUCAUCCGUCAGCUCCUGGCUCAGCGGGGUGAGCGUGAGCACGCAGGGGAGCGAGGGGGCCCACUCGUCCGACGUGUUCCUGCCCCACGCCACGCACGGCGGCCCCGAGGGAACCUUCUACCUGGACUCCUUCGGUCUGUUCCAGUGUGAGCCGUCGCCGAGAGACGCCAAGAACUCCCUGAACGACAGCGGCUUCAGCUUCUCCGAGAUGGACAGCGACAGCGCCGCCUCCAGUAAGCUGUCCUUGACCAAGUGCCCUCCUUCUCCCGACUCAGCCAAAGGAUCCCUCCGGUUGCCGGCGAAAACCGCCACGGUUAACUCCCUCAGCUCCUCCCAGCCUGCCCAGGGCCCCCCCCCCACCGUAGUCCACUCCAGUCUUCCCAGGAAAAUACCUACCUCAUCCAUCACCAACAUCAGCAGCAGUCGUGAGCCUCCCACACACGAGGCCAGGCAGGAGGACCCCUGGCAACGUGUGGGCCUCUCUCCUGACCCCCAGCCCCUCGCGGACCCAAGCCCCACCGCCAAGUUCCUCAAAACCCCCCCCAGCGGCAUCCCCUCCUGGAGACCUGCGGUCAGCAGCAACAGCGUACCUCACCCCCCCAAGGUGCAGGCUUCUACCUCAUCCCAGAGGGUGGUGGACGGCUGCGAGAAGUCGUCCGUCAGGAAAGCCGAGCCCCCCAGCAGGAUGCCCCAGCUGAGGAGAGGGGCCACCACUCUGGGGACCGUGCCUGUGAUCCACACCACCCCAGAGUCCAGGGCAUCUCAGGACAUGGUCGCUGCAUCCACCAACAGGUUCUCCUCUCUGGGGAAAACCAGCAAGGCCACCGGACAGAAAGUCAGCAUGCUCCCCAAACCUGGCGGUACUUCCCCGCCUCCUCCACCGGUGCGGAAGUCCAGUCUGGACCAGAAGAACCGGACCUUGCUGCCCCAAAGUGCCUUAAAGUCGGCGUGUGGGGAGCACGCGGAGGCAGGGAGGGCGGCGAGGGCCGUGGUGUCAGAGGACGAGCUGGAAGCGCGCUUCAGAGCUGACUCCAACAACCUGAAGACCUCCGGCCUCAGGUUCGACCCCGCCUCGGCCAAGGCCACGUCCAGCCUGAAGGCCAGGGGAGCCAGAGGCGAUGCAGGGCUGCACUACGGCAGCCAGGUAUCCCUGGAGAGGUGCGACAGCCUGUCUUGUAUGGGCUCCAAGCCUGUCCUCAGCCGAGAGAACAGUGGGGCUAGCUUAGGCAGCAGCAAGUCUGGCAGGUCCAUCCCCAGAUACGGCGUCUCUAACUCCGCCAGCUCUCCCAUCGCUACCUCCCCACCUUCCCCUUGUGGGAGCCCAGGUGUGGUGAGCAAACCCGGGCAGGUGAAAGCUGGUGUCGGCCCCAGAGCAGCUGGAACGCUCAACGGAAGCAAAUCCCGCUCUCUGUCUGCCAACCACUCGAAGGGCCUCAGUUCCUCCACAAAGUCCCUGGCAGCGCCCGCCACCAGAAAUCCCAACGCCAAUCUCCCGCCCUCCGGGAAGACCCUGGCUCCCCGCACCACCACGGCCCCCGCCAGCGCCAGGGCUGGGCGGGGCACCGUCAUGGGCACCAAGCAGGCCAUGCGGGCGGCUAACAGCCGGGUGAGCGAGCUCGCGCUGGGCGGCUCGUCGGGCAAACACCUGAGGGGCUCCGGGGUGUCUGACGGCGGGGCGAACGCGGGGGACGACAAGCCCCCCGUGGCCAUGCUUCCGUCCCCCUACAGCAAGAUAACUGCGCCCAGACGGCCCCAGCGCUACAGCAGCGGCCACGGCAGCGACAACAGCAGCGUGCUCAGUGGAGAGCUGCCCCCGGCCAUGGGCCGCACCGCACUCUUUUACCACAGUGGCGGCAGCAGCGGGUACGAGAGCAUGAUCCGGGACAGCGAGGCCACCGGCAGCGCCUCAUCCGCCCAUGACUCCAUGAGCGAGAGUGGCAUGUCCUCCUCGGGGCGAACCAGGAACUCCAAGUCCCCCAAGAAGAGGUCGAACGGUCUCCAGCGGCGUCGGCUCAUCCCUGCCCCCCUGCCAGACACCUCGUCCCUGGGGAAGAAAGCCGUCACUGCCGGCCAGUGGGUGGACCUGCCACCCACCUGCAUGUCUGGCCCUUUAAAAGAACCGUUUGAGAUCAAGGUGUAUGAGAUUGACGACGUGGAACGCCUUCAGAGGCGUCGGCAGGAAGAGCCAGUAGAGCAGCCAUUCCAGGAUGUGGAGAAGGGCCUGCUGUACUUCAACAGUAAGCUGAAGGUGCUGGAGAGGAGGCAGCAGAGGGUGAGAGAGCUGAAGAUCAGACACGACGACCUGAGGGAGGAGCUGGAAGACACCAAGGCCAGGCUGAUGAUGGACCCCAGCAAGUGGACGGGAGAGUUUGAGGUGGACCAGGAUUUAGACAAGGAGUCCCUGGAGUACUUCCAGGCCCUGGGUCAGGUGACAGACGAGCUGGAGUUCUGCGUCAACCUAUGCAAGUCACGCGUCAUGAUGGUGACCUGCUUUGACAUCAGCGUGAGGGCGCCCGACGCUCAAGAAGGACUGCGUGAAGUAGAAGUCUGAGAAGCGGGAAAUGGGACGAGCGAAGCAGGAAGUGACAAGAGAAGGAAGAUGAAAUGUAGCAGCCAGUUUGAUCGUAUUUGCUUGGAUUGAGUUGAGAGGAGAGGGAGAUGAAAGAAGAAAAAGAAAACACGAAUCGAGAGACUAGAGUUGAGACAAGCAGGCGUCUUCUGCAUGGAGACGGAGAUCGGACCCACUUAUCUGCAGUGCCUCGUUGUUCUGGACUUUGAGGAGUGCGAGAGGAACGUGUGCGCAGAAACGCUCGUUUCUGUGUUUUCUGCAUGGUGAUGGAGUGGUCAUCAUUUACCCAAAAGUCAUUUGACGACAUCCAGAAGUGCCUUCUUUUACUCAACUUGUUUUGAGUCAUUAUUUUUUGUAUGGUGCUAGUAUCAUAACCAGCAUACCUAAGCAAACCCUGAACAUAUUCCUUUUAAGAUGAAAUUAUUUUAUAUUGCAUUGUAUAGUGUAUUUAUAUGAUUAUGCCGUGUGUAUAAAUAUCAUUUGUAGGUUACAAAAAAAAGUUAAGAGGAACACAAAAAAAGUAAAGCAAUAAGCUAAUGUUAUUGCGCUCCCAGACUUGGCCUUUUCUCAUGUUUGAAACCUCAGUCAGCAUUUCUCCCAUGUUCAUCCAGCCUCUUGCGCCUUAUGUUAUCUGUCUGGUUCUGUGGUUUUUCUACUUUUUAAUACAAGUCUAUUAUCUUGCUGUAUUUGCUGUUAUCACUCAUCCCCUGCUAGCUGGGCUGUGAAACCUAGCAGGGUUGAGUCAACAUCUCCUCCCUCCAGUUGCCUUGAUCACCUGGGAUCCCUGUGGAAAUGCUGUGAUGGGAAGAUCUGGCGCUGGAAGGAGAGAGGAAGGGUUUUCAGCCCAUUGUGAGGCUGUGCCCCCCCCCCCCCCCCAACUUCUUUCAUAUGAGAUCCAGGACAGGCAUUAAUCAGAGAGUCACUCUUCAGGGCCUGCAUUCAACAGGCUCAGUUCAGUAUUGUGUUGAAGAAGGGUAGUAAGGGUAGACAGGUUUUUAGGGCCCUCCCUCCCUCUCCUCACGUGCUCAGAGCCACGUUGACUGAACUAGUUUGAUACAAGCAAGAUAACUUAAAGCUCUCUGAUGGUGGAGAGGAGUAGCUCCUUGGCUCGGUUCUAUGCAGUCCACCAGUGUCCAGAACCUUCAAGAACCUGAAGACAGCAUCAAGAACUUCAGCACAGUUUCGAAGCCCCUCCGAGGUUUCAAGUGUACCCCUCAGAAUUCAGAUUCUUUACUCCCCCUGUCUAUUUUCUUUACAUUCAUAGAAAACAUUUUUGACCAGUCUCAGACCAGAUCAUUGACUCAAAUAGUUGAUGCAGUGUCGAUGCAGAGUAGCAAGUACAGAGCCCAUAUAGUGGUAUCAUUUACCAAACAGUAUCUACUUUAGCUUGGUGCACGAAUGUACUGGUGUUUGAAUCAGUUCUCUGACAACAAUGAGGACAAAAUUAUUUUCUGAUUUGGUUGUGAAACAGAUACUGACUUUGUUGUAUUUUGAUGUGUUUGAUUUAUAUAACUGAGAAUAGUUUUUUUCUUUCUUUUAAAAGACGUUUCUCUCAGGCCCUUGUUGAAGAUGCUGCAUGAGAUUUUCUUAAUCAUUUUUAUGAAUGAUUUCUACACCAUUUUUGAUUUUUAUAUUAACCUUGGCUCUCGUUGACGUGGAGUUAGGCUCAUGAGUUAUAUGACUAGAACCAAACCAAGACCUUUUUUUUUCCUCAAGAAAAUCAAUGUAUUAAAAGGUCACAUUUCAUAUCUAAACCCAUAUUUUCUAAUGUCCUUGGUUUUGUAUAGGAUCUUUUGACCCUUUGUAUAAAUGUAUAUGACAUGGCAGCUUGUGUUAACUUUUACCUGUGAAUAAAAGAUGUUUCUUCUUA